Messenger RNA from Saprolegnia parasitica CBS 223.65, 1209 nucleotides. RefSeq lists its product as hypothetical. Bases 1 to 1209 code for a protein of 402 amino acids. The transcript is spliced from 2 exons. The record is from RefSeq and is a predicted model, not a curated record. Lineage: Eukaryota; Oomycota; Saprolegniomycetes; Saprolegniales; Saprolegniaceae.
AUGCACGGGGCAGACGUUGCCGCCUUGCUCAACGCGCUACCGGCGUCGACGCUACCCGUCGAGCUCAUCGCGCUCCGCGACCUUGGCGCUGUCGUAAACCUCGCUUGCCACUGGCCGGUCGUGCACAUCACCAAGAUUCCGAUCCAGUACGCGCGCCUCGGUAUCACCGCGCUGCCAGCUUUCGCCGGUGUCUACAUUGACGCAGGCUUUACGACCCUCGUUUGGCUGGAUGCGACGCUACCGCCAACGAUGCCGGUGACGCUUGUCGUGGACCCCUCGGUGACUGGAUUGCUUGGUGCCUUUGCGUACAACUGGGGCGACCGCAUCACAAAUGUCAUCGUCAAGAGCCACGAGGUACAGCCCGACCCGAUCCCCGACAUUUUGUCGCGCUGCGUCAACGUCCAGUCUGUGACGAUUACGAGCACGAUCCAGAACACGAUUACGCCAGUCGCCGCAGCGAGCUACUUGUCGGUGCUUCGGACAACACAGCUGGUCGCGCUCAACGUGACGGUCGCGGCUCCAGAUGCACUGGACGUCAUGACCGUCGUUGCAUGGCUCCAAGGACCCAGUGCAGCGUCGCUUUCGCUUCCGUGUGUCUCUGUGAGUGACCCGACGGCGCUGGCGAGCGCGAUCCAAGCCUGCUCGACGCUGGCGACCUUGCGUCUGGACUGUGCCGUGGACGUGCAGACAGCGCUGGUGUCGUCGCCAACGACCUUGCACCACAUCACGGCGCUAUCAUUGAGCCAUUCCUCGGAGCUCAUCACGCUGCACGAAGUUCAAUUUGAUCACACGCAGAGUGUGCCGACGAUCAUUCAGUGGCUCUCGUCGUCGCGCCAUCUUACGUCGGUGGACUUUACUUAUACGAAGCUCGGGAAGGAAGGUGUCUUGGCCCUGGCGCGUGCGUUGCCUGUCUGGAUGGCGCGUGGGCUUAAGAUGCUGACGCUGUAUGGCACAGAACUGACGGACGAUGACGUUGUCGUGCUUACACUGACGUCAACGUCUUUGCUACUGGCGACGCUGGGGGCAUGCCACAACGUCACGCUGCGUUUGGGCCACCGCUUUGGAAAAUUCGACCCACAACAUUGGUGUCACAAGGCAGCCAAUGAAGAUCGAAUCCAGGACCUCGUGGACGUGCACGGACUGCAGUCGACUGAGCCAGGCGUGUACACAUCCCCCACGCGCGCGUCGUCGCCAUGGCAAACACUCUAA